This is a messenger RNA of Aureococcus anophagefferens, 918 nucleotides long. RefSeq lists its product as hypothetical. The transcript is spliced from 2 exons. The annotation marks the transcript as partial. The record is from RefSeq and is a predicted model, not a curated record. NCBI's taxonomy places the organism in Eukaryota, Pelagophyceae, Pelagomonadales, Pelagomonadaceae.
AUGACGCGCAAGAACUCGCGGCCGCCGUCCGUGCGCGACCGGGAGAACAAGCGCGAGGCCGAGGAGCGCUACGCCGCCGAGGAGAUGCUCGGCAUGCACGCCGGCGCGUGCCACCUCCGCGACAGCCCGCCGGAGGACCGGGAGUGGGCCGAGACCGUGCGCGAGCUCAAGAAGGACCGCGUGCGCAACGAGCGGGCCAUCGAGAAGUCCUGGCUCAUGAUGGAGGAGGAGAAGCGCCUCGACGCGCUGAGCCCGCGGCUGCGGAUCUGCUCGCUGUCCGUCAUGGCCUGGGCGCAGUACGUGCGCCUGAACAAGCUCGCGCGGCGCAAGGCCGUCGUCCAGGCGAACGCGCGCGCGCUCAACGCCGUGCGCAAGCUGCGGGCGCGGAACACGAAGAUGUGCGCGCUCCAGAACCUCGUCGCGUCCGCCGUCGCGAAGAAGGACAAGAAGCGGCAGGUCGCGCGGCACCUCAAGAAGGCCGCGGCGGCGCACAAGGCCGCGGCGCACCUCCAGGCCGUCUUCUCCGCGAACCACGCCGACGACCGCUUCCAGGACCGCGGCAUGCCCAAGCAGACCCACGACCUCGAGCUGCCCGAGCUCGACCUCGAGCGCGACUGCGGCUACGUGCGGCCGGGCGAGCGCGCGGCGCCCGCGCAGGCGCUCCGGAGCUUCCACGGCAAGAUCUCCUACCGGGGCAAGUGGGGCGGCCCGUCGCCGAAGCCGAAGCUCCCCGAGGCCGCGGCGCCGCCGGACUUCGACGACGCGUCCUUCGUGUCCUUCCGGGGCACGGUGGACCGGCCCCUGGGGCUCGGCGGCCGCGUGCCGCCGUGGCUCGCGUGCGGCGACGACGACGACGAGAGCCUGCCGUCCUGCGUGUCGCCGCUGUCGCGGCCGGCCAUCGUGCCGCCGUCCCUGCCC